Messenger RNA from Rhopalosiphum maidis (corn leaf aphid), 1630 nucleotides. RefSeq names its product poly(rC)-binding protein 3-like. Gene Ontology annotation, cellular component: cytoplasm; nucleus. The transcript has 9 exons. Gene Ontology annotation, molecular function: mRNA binding. NCBI's taxonomy places the organism in Eukaryota, Metazoa, Arthropoda, Insecta, Hemiptera, Aphididae. Gene Ontology annotation, biological process: regulation of RNA metabolic process; regulation of gene expression. Bases 173 to 1492 code for a protein of 439 amino acids. The record is from RefSeq and is a predicted model, not a curated record.
CACGGUAAACAAUAACGGCGAGCGCAGUGCGAAUUACAGCGCUGUUUUGGUUACGGUCGUAGUGUUCUCGUGUCUCCACUUUUCGUCGUCUCCACGGCCGGCGGUCGAAUGUCCGAUCGUGUGUCUGCCCUAUUGAUUUUAAUCGAAUAAUUGUCGCACAGUACGCCCGUCGAUGAUGUCUGCCGCGUUGAAAUUAGGAAUCCACCGGCAGAGCAGACCGGUCCGGAGGCCGAGUCACAACGGUCGCGACGACGUCGAAUUGACCGUGCGGAUUCUGUUCAACGGCCGGGAAGUUGGAAGUGUAAUUGGCAAAGGAGGCGAAACUAUAAAAAAUAUAAGAAACUUGUCUGGUGCUAGAGUUAUAAUCUCUAAUGGUUCAACUCCAGAACGUAUUGUUCUUAUUAAUGGAAAUAGAGUUACAAUUUGUAAAGCUACUGAACUUAUUGGUCAAAAAGUUGAAGAAUUUUUUGAGAGACAAAAUAGUGAAUGGAAUGGCCCAAAAUCACCUUUGACACUUAAGCUAAUUGUGCCAGCAUCUCAAUGUGGUUUCAUAAUUGGCAAAGGAGGAAAUAAAAUAAAAGAAAUCAGAGAAUCAAGUGGAGCUGCCAUAUUAGUAGCAUCUGAGAUGUUAUCUAAUUCAACUGAACGCCUAGUUUCAAUUACUGGUACUACAAGCACAAUAUCUCAUUGUGUUUAUCUAAUCUGCAAUGUACUGAUAGAUUCCCCGCCUCGUAUUGCAUCAAUCCCUUAUCAUCCAUGUAAUGUAAAUUCAGGACUUGCUACUUGUACAGUUAAUAAAGAUUAUGGAAGAGAACACAAUAUUCCUUUUACUAACAUUGCAACUCUUGGGUUAGGAACUUCAUCAACUGAAGGUAUCAAUCAAGCUGCCUUGACUGCAUUAGCUGGAAGUCAGUUAAGAACAGCUAAUCGUCAAAACCAAAAUGUUAGUGGAGAACAUAAAAAACAAAAUUCCAAAUCAAAUAUUGAGACAAUAUCAAUGACUGUACCUAAUGACUUAAUUGGGUGCGUUAUUGGUAAAAGAGGAAGUAAAAUUGCAGACAUUCGACAAAUAAGUGGUGCUAUUGUACAUAUAUUUAAAUUUGAAGGAAAUAAUGAAAGUAAAGAGAUUGUAGAUCGCCGUAUAAAUAUUACAGGAAACAAAAAAUCUAUUUCAGUUGCCAAGUACUUAAUUGAAAUGAGUGUGGAACUGCAAAAAGCCAAUCUUGAGGAUAUAAAAUCACCCUCUAAUCCUUGCAAUGGUUCCAGUUCAACUGCGUCCACUCCAACUGUGGCUCCUCAACUAUUUGCCAAGCCAGAUCCCAUUAAUACCAUAUCUAGCUUAUAUGCUUAUAUAGCCUUAUCCAGUGGUGCUAAACAAUCCUCUCCAGUACAGACCACAGGUGUCCAUCGCCCAAAAAAUUCCUUAAAAAGGAAGCGUAGUCCUUCAGGCGAAAGAAUCAAUGCGGAAAGAACAAAGUUUGCUCAUUACUGAAUGCCAAUUGAUUCCAAAUCCGCAAAUAAUUGCUGUUCAUACUCAUUUUGAUUUAUUUAUUUUUAAGUAGUUUUUUCAUUUUAUUAUUUAAUUAUUUUUUAAAAAAAGGUUUUAAUUUUUGAGUGAAGAAAAUUCUAA